AUGGCGCCGCGCGGGUCCGUCGUCGCGUUUCAGAAGCGAUUCAAGGAGUCGUCUCAGCAGAUGCUGGAGCUCUUUUCAGAAGCAGCUCCAGAAACUUCCAAGAAGGUGACCAGGGAUGAUGUGGCCAAAGCAGCAGAGAGCCUUGUGAAGCAAGCGGUCAAAGUGGCAAUCUUCUGGGCAGCGUCCACUCCCCCAAAGUCAGCAGAAGCCGCCCCGCUGCUCUCAGAUUUCCACGACUCGUUUGUGGCAUCCAUGCUGCUGCUGCACGCCUGCAGUGCUGGCGCUGCUGCCACGUGGCAUGCUGCCAUUCGCUCAGCUGCGGAGGGUGUUGUGUCAGCUGCAACUGCUCUGCUAGACACUGCUCUGACCACAACCAAUGCCACUCAGCGAGCUCAGCUGCUCCCCAGGCAGGUGGGCGUGCUGCAGUCAGCAUACGCAGCACUGAAGAAGCUUCCAGUAAGCAACGAGGCAGCCGUGGGUCGGGCGCUGGUGACUCUUGCUGCGUCAAUGAAAGACGUUGCAAGGGAGGUGGGGGAGAUGGUUGGAAGAGAAGGGGUUGAGAACGGUGCAGUGGGAGUGGAGAGAAGCGAGGAGAAAGGGGAUGUGGAAGGGGAGGGAAGCGCUGUGGAAGGCAGAGGGGUUCAAGAAAGACCCGGGGAAAAGGACAGUAAAGAGGAGGAGGAUUCGUCCAGUAAUGACAAGGAGGAGGAGGACGGUGAUGGUGGUGAUGGUGGUGAUGGUGAUGAGGAUGAUGAGGACGAAGAGGAAGAGGAGGCGAGUUUGGGCGAGGAGGAGAGGGAGUUGGCACGGAGUGGCUUGCAUGUGUGUGUGGCAGCAGAAGGGGUGAUUCGGUUUCUGCGUGUGUGCAUGGGAGCGAGUGAAGACGUGGACGAGAUUGGUGCGUCUCUCUUCCCGCCUCAAGAGCCCGGCACGAUCCGCAUGCGAGCACAGCAACUUCUGGGUCGAGCGAGAGAUCUGAAAUCACUGCUGCCACUGCCACCAGGAGCAGAAGCCUUGGAAAAUAUACAAGUGGCGGAUUCGGGGAGCGUGGGUGGUGCUGCUGCUGCUGAUGAAGGGAAGGUGGGGAGUGGAGGGGAGGUGGGGAAGAAGGGUGUGGGGAAGGGGGGGAUGAGUGUGAGUAAGUUGCAUGAGGUGGUUGGGGAGAUGGAGAGGGAUAUACAUACAUUGUUGCAUGUGGUGGGAGAGGAGAGUAGUGAGAGGGAGGUGGUGGGCGAUGAGGGAGCACAGGGGAUAAAGGAAGGAAAGAGGGAGGAGCAGGUAUCUGCUGCUUGUGUAACUGUCACAAUAGAGAAAUGCCGUUUAGAUGAUUAA
This is a messenger RNA of Closterium sp. Naga37s-1, 1332 nucleotides long. The record is from the annotation of a GenBank genome assembly. Lineage: Eukaryota; Viridiplantae; Streptophyta; Zygnematophyceae; Desmidiales; Closteriaceae.